AUGGAGCACGAAUACACCCCCGCCCCGCCUCAUCCCGACGAUACCCUCGGCGGUCUUGACGGCUCUCCUCAGGUCGUCCAGUCCAACGGAUACGAGUACACAGAGAAGCAGCGCCAUCAAUCAGCCCAAUCCAUCGACCAUGGCCUCCCACCACAAUCACCACGGGCCGAUGAGCACGCCGACCGGUACAACACCCCGCCGCUGCCCAUGAACGCUCCUCCCAUCUCAAGACCGGCAUCUGGCCUCUCGGGCAACGGCGCACAACAGGGCUACGCCGACCAUGCGUCACGAAGCAGCGCCGGCGCCGAGGCUGCGGCGAGCAACGGUCGCAAUCACGUCGUUAUCAAGGUCGGCAUGGUGGGAGAUGCGCAAAUCGGCAAGACGAGUUUGAUGGUCAAGUACGUGGAGGGAAGCUGGGACGAGGACUAUAUCCAAACACUGGGCGUCAACUUUAUGGAGAAGACAAUCUCCAUUCGGAAUACCGAAAUCACCUUCUCCAUCUGGGAUUUGGGCGGUCAGCGCGAGUUCGUCAACAUGCUGCCCCUCGUAUGCAAUGACGCGGUCGCCAUCCUCUUCAUGUUCGACCUCACACGGAAGAGCACCCUCAACAGCAUCAAGGAGUGGUAUCGCCAAGGCCGAGGCUUCAACAAGACGGCCAUCCCAAUCCUAGUGGGCACCAAGUACGACCAUUUUGUGAACUUCCCGAGGGAAGACCAAGAAGAGAUCUCCAACCAGGCUCGUCGGUUCGCAAAGGCGAUGCGCGCGGCGUUGAUCUUUUCCAGCACGAGCCAUAGUAUCAAUGUGCAGAAGAUCUUCAAGAUUGUCCUUUCCAAGGCCUUCGACCUCAAGUGCACCAUCCCCGAAAUCGAGAACGUAGGAGAGCCGUUGCUCCUGUAUCAGUCCUGCUGA
Colletotrichum aenigma is the source of this 909-nucleotide messenger RNA. RefSeq names its product Septum-promoting GTP-binding protein 1 (gene spg1). Gene Ontology annotation, cellular component: spindle pole body. The record is from RefSeq and is a predicted model, not a curated record. The transcript has 3 exons. NCBI's taxonomy places the organism in Eukaryota, Fungi, Ascomycota, Sordariomycetes, Glomerellales, Glomerellaceae. Gene Ontology annotation, biological process: regulation of exit from mitosis. Gene Ontology annotation, molecular function: GTPase activity; GTP binding. The coding region runs from base 1 to 909 and encodes 302 amino acids.